Prorocentrum cordatum is the source of this 1373-nucleotide messenger RNA. The record is from the annotation of a GenBank genome assembly. NCBI's taxonomy places the organism in Eukaryota, Dinophyceae, Prorocentrales, Prorocentraceae.
AGCGUUUUUUCUUGUAUGUCCCUCCAUCGGCCGGGGCCGGCGGCUUCUGCGCGCCUCGAGAGCGACGGUGAUGGAGGCUCUGCAGAGUGUCCAGGGUAUGAUAAGGCAAAACUCCUUGCUUCUCCCGUGCGUUAUCCUGGGCCUGUCCUUCUUAAUGAUCCUGUCCUACCACUUCGUUUUUGAGAAGAGGGACCCCAACUUUCAGGUGUUUCUGAUUGUAGUGACGAUGACCAUGGUUCCGACGUCCUACGUCGACGCCACGAUCUCGAAGUGCGGGGACCCCAACGCGGUGUUCAGGAAGUUCGGCCUCAAGGUGCUGCUCAUGCACGCUCUUUUCCUGUCCAUCCGGGCCGCAUGCAUGAUGUCACGCAUGGUGCCGCCGGACGCAUUCAACAACUGGGGAAACAUUCUGGGUUGGUGGAUAACCGGCGCCAUCUCUGCAUGGCUUGCGAUUGGCCUAGGCUACAACAAGCAGCUGUCUAGCAUCCACACGCACUUCGAUGUCGGAGUGCUGGUAGUUCUGGCCUUUUGUGCUGCGCAGUCCACAGAACUAGUGGCGAACGGAAGCUUGGUGAUGCACCCCGCGCUGAUCGGCUCCAUGACGUCAGACUAUCUGGAGGUUCUUGCCUUCGUGCCGGGGGCGCUGGCGGUCAUACGAUACGGGAGGAAGGACUCCUUGUCGGAGAGAGUGGAUCCACAGGAGUACAAGAUGAACGCGCUGGCGUUCGGCAUCCUCGUGGUCGGCUUCUACAUAGUCGAGGACGUGGUCACGGCCUACCUGGCGCUCACCCACCACGAGCCGCCCUUCGAGUCGGUGGCCCACCUGCUGCAUUUUGUGGUCCUCGCCGACUUCGGCUUCUUCGUUAUAGCCUCCGCGUUCGACCCAGAGAACAAACAGCGCAGCACCAUGCUCGGCAAUUUUGGGGGUUCUUUGUUCUCUGAGGCUGUCUGACGCCGCUGGUGGCAACGCUUAACGACGACGCUUGAAGCUGAGAUUGGCGAGGGUGGGCUGUUCCCAGGGGAUGGAGGGAGGCAGGGAUGGACGGCGAUCGGCGGGGCUCCCAGAGAGCCCGCCGCAGACAGCGGGGGCCGAGCCAAUGCUCGAUCGGGCCCCGCGUCGCGGGCGUGACGCUGCGAGCGGCCUGGCGCGCGCUCGCAGGCUGGGGCUUUCGCGCAUAGAUAGUGUACCUGUAUCCUCUAUACGGGGAGGAGCGGCAGCGGCAGCGGGAGGAGGAUAUAAGCCUCCCGUCUAUGCUUGUCUUGCUCUGCCACAGCGCUGACCCUGACGUUAUUUUCCGUCGAGCGCCUAGCAGAGGCAGGUUCACGCAGAUAGAACGACUGACCCCCACGUGUGCCAUGUCCUUGCGCUGAAA